Molecule: messenger RNA, 1038 nt
Organism: Gaeumannomyces tritici R3-111a-1
Lineage: Eukaryota; Fungi; Ascomycota; Sordariomycetes; Magnaporthales; Magnaporthaceae
Exons: 2
Coding region: 291-989 (232 amino acids)
Biological process (GO): protein targeting to ER
Cellular component (GO): signal peptidase complex; membrane
Source: RefSeq, a predicted model, not a curated record
GAGUGGGGCCCAGAGACGGCAGGUCCCACCAAACGUGGCCUCAGCAGGGUCGCGCAUCAUCAAUCCAGAAGCUUUCCCCCUGGCGCGACGUAUCCUCGCCAAAGCUGCUCCCCCCACGCUGAACACCGGAGCCUCGGAUCACGACCAACGGCGAGAACGAACAGCCGAGCGCUCCAGCUACUCUCCCCCCCUCCAAGACACAUCCACGCCGCCCCCUCGCCCGGCGCGACCACAGGACCGAAGCAACAGAGAAAAGGGACCCCCGCCAAGCCCCCCAGGGCGCCGCCAAGAUGUACAACUCGCUCGUGAGGAUACAAAACACCUUCGGGUUCUUCACGACGGUCGCCUUCGUCGUCGGCAUGCUCAUCGCGGCCACGGACGUGCUCUCGGCGCGGGACCCGAGCGGCAGCCUCCUCAAGGCGACAAACGUGCAGGUGGUGCGCGGGCGGCCGCACUACUACUCGACCAAGAAGGAGGAGUACGCCAUCAUCAAGUUCAGCAUGGACGCCGACCUGUCGUCGCUCUUUACGUGGAACACCAAACAGGUCUUUGUCUACGUCACGGCCGAGUGGCCUGCCGCCGCCGAGGCCGCAAACGCAAACGCAAACGCAAACGCGACCAACCAGGCCGUCAUCUGGGACACCAUCAUCACGUCGCCCUCGGCCGACCACCUGUCCAACCUGGGGCCCGCCACACUCAAGAAGCUGAUCAAGAGCGCCAAGGGCAAGAGCAUUGACCCGAGCCGCGGCAUCCUCAAGCUCAAGAACCAGAGGCCAAAGUACCAAAUCACCCACCCGUCGGGCAAGAUCGCGAGCGCGGCCGACGUCCGCCUGCGCCUGCACUACAACGUCCAGCCCUGGGUCGGCGUCCUGGCCUGGGACCAGACGCACACGGAGCUGGGGCCCUGGGCCACUGUGAAGGGCGGCCUGAGCGCCCCAUUCCCCCUGCCCGCUAUUAAGGUCAAGGAGACGCCCAAGGCCAGGGCUUGAAGAGGGAAGGAGAGACGCACGUAAUAAAAGAAAUGUGAUGUUGAUGCCG